GCACACACACGCGCAGGACCCGCGCGCUCUCGCUCCUCCAGCCAGCUCCAGUCAGUGAGAGUUUGACCAUCAGCGGGUUUCUGGACUCCAGCGCUUUUCUUCCUCCUGCUUUUGUUUCUUCUGAUUCUCCUGAAAGUUCGUCCACUGUGGAGAAAAUGCUGGUGUGCGUGUCUCUGCUGAUAUUAAUACACAGUGUUCCUGUGGUCCCCGUCACAGUCAGCAGCCGCAAUCCUAAAGUGGAGGUGCACGAGUUCUCAGACGCAGAGCUCUCCUGCGAGUUCAAGACUGAAAAAGACACAAACCCUCGCAUCGAGUGGAAGAGGAAAGACAAGGAAAAAGACGUGUCCUUCGUUUACUAUGGAGAACGAUUCGUAGGGCCGUUCCAGGAUCGUGCAGAUAUUGCAGGAGCGACGGUGCGGCUGCGCAGGGUCACUCAGGCGGAUGCGGGCGAAUAUCGUUGUGAGGUCAGCGCUCCGAGUGACUCCAUCUCAUUGGGAGAAACCAACGUCACUCUGAGAGUUCUGGUUCCUCCUCAGACUCCCUCAUGUGACGUGCCUAGCUCUGCUCUGACGGGCUCUCAGGUGGAGCUGCGCUGUAGAGACCGACACAGCAUCCCACCCGCCGUCUACACCUGGUACAAAGACAACCGCGCACUGCCCAUUCGGCAUCCCAACGCCACAUACACCGUCAAUGAGUUCACCGGUGUACUGAUGUUUCAGACGGUGAGCCGCUCAGAUGCAGGUCAGUAUCACUGCGAGGCCAAAAACGGAGUCGGACCCCCCAAGAGCUGCCAGCACACACACAUGCAGAUCGAUGACCUGAACGUGGCGGCGGUGGUCUCAGCUGUGGUUCUGGUGUGUGUGAUCCUCGUCCUCUGUGCGUUUGGAGUGUGUUUGGCUCAUCGACAGGGAUAUUUCAGCCGACACAGAGGAAGGUCAUUCUGGAUCCCUCAUUGUCACGGCGUCACACACAUCAGCAGCCAGAAUCUGAACCCAAGCGAACACACUCAGCAUUCAGGAUACAGUCACCCUCCGAAGGAACCUCAGGAUUUCAAGCACACGCAGUCCUUCAUGCUGUGAUUGAUUAUUGGAGAUUAUUGGAUCAGCAGCGCCUUUAAACCAGUCUGACACACACGCACACACACACGCCGUGCCUUUAUUUCUGCUCAAUCAUGUCUGUAUCUACUGAGUGUGAGGAUGGAAAUCAGCAGUUAUUGUAUAUUUUAAUCAGUUUUCUUCUUUUGUUUUUUAAUAAAACUCUUUUGUCCCCG
Molecule: messenger RNA, 1270 nt
Organism: Danio aesculapii
Lineage: Eukaryota; Metazoa; Chordata; Actinopteri; Cypriniformes; Danionidae
Gene: jam2a
Product: junctional adhesion molecule 2a
Exons: 11
Coding region: 156-1079 (307 amino acids)
Biological process (GO): leukocyte tethering or rolling
Cellular component (GO): protein complex involved in cell adhesion; tight junction; cell surface
Source: RefSeq, a predicted model, not a curated record